AAAGAGAGAGAAUAGAGAAAGAGAAAACAACCUCCCAAGGAGCUGAAGAAUACGCCCUAGUCUCAUCUCAAGGCAGAAGGUGAAGAAUGGGAGAAGGAAAGAAGGGAUCUGGAGGAGGGGAGAAGAGCGGAGGAGCGCCCCCCAUCCAGGAGAAGAAAGGGGGGAAAGCAGACGAGGGAGGCCCAGCGCCCGAGGAUGCCCACAAGUGCUGUGGCUGUCGCUUCCCCCUGCUCAUUGCCCUGCUGCAGCUGCUGCUGGGGGUGGCCAUCACAGCCGUGGCCUUCCUCAUGGUCACCAUCAGCCCCUCACUUCUGGCCAGGGAGACACCACACUGGGCCGGCAUCAUUCUGUGUGUGGUCUCCUUGCUGGGCUUCCUCCUCUACUGCAUCACUUACGUACCAGAUGAGAGGACCUCCAUGCAAUUCAUCGCCAAACUGCUGUACUUCAUCCUGUGCACAGUGGGCCUGGUCCUCUCUGUCCUGGUCAUGGCCUUCUCUGGCCACCAUUAUGCUCAGACCAACGGCUUCAGCUGCCUGGAGGUGGGAGACGACUGUGUGUGCACCCUGGACCCCCACGACCCAAUCGCCAGGACCUUCACCUACGCGGGAGUCAGCGACUGCGGAGAGGUCACAGGCACCCUGAAGUUGUACUUCCUGCUUCAGAUUGCCCUGAACCUGACCCAGGCCCUGGUGUGUGCCCUGGGGGCCUUCGUCAUGUGGAAGCACCGCUACCAGGUGUUCUUUGUGGGGCUACAGAUGGGCUCACCCUCCUUCCAGCACUGGCAGAAGGUCUGAUGGGAAAUGUAGAAAAAAAAGAGGCCCAUGAUGGUGCUGAUACCACUAUUGAUGGUAGAGUAAGGCGGAGAGCAGCCAAUCAACAUUUCGGCUCAUUCUACUUGAAUGGACAGAGAUGUAUUACACAAAACACUUUGGUGUGUGCGUAAGUGUGUGUGUUUUGGUUGUUCUCAAUCAUAUUUACAUUUUGGGGUGGUUGACUUCUUCUAUAAUGGCUUUUCGCACAACUUUUAUAUACUGUGUGGAGAACCUUUUCGCAGUUGCCAAUGCUACAUGAGAUACUGUAUUUCUAAUAGAUGAAGAAAAUAUUCAAAACUACCAAACUGUCAGUUUUGGAAUGAUCUACCAUGAUGUUCAAUGUAUUUUUGUCAGAGAUUUCAAAAUAAUUCAGCAAAAAUCUUUAUUAUGCCACUACAAUUGAAUGUAUACAAUCUAUAAUAGUGUUGAUUAUGUUACAAUUAAAGCAAACUCAAGAC
Messenger RNA from Salmo salar (Atlantic salmon), 1270 nucleotides. It is a transcript of the gene sspn, whose product is annotated as sarcospan (Kras oncogene-associated gene). Gene Ontology annotation, cellular component: dystrophin-associated glycoprotein complex; sarcolemma. Lineage: Eukaryota; Metazoa; Chordata; Actinopteri; Salmoniformes; Salmonidae. The record is from RefSeq and is marked provisional.